Dermacentor albipictus is the source of this 987-nucleotide messenger RNA. The record is from RefSeq and is a predicted model, not a curated record. Lineage: Eukaryota; Metazoa; Arthropoda; Arachnida; Ixodida; Ixodidae.
AUGCAGGUGCGUACAAACCUUCCCUUGUAUGCUAAAAAGAGCAAUAACGUCUGCUUAUUACGGUUCCCGUGUCCACAAGUGUUGAGCGAAAUUUGUUGUGAAUGUUUCUCUAUGACCCUUUUAUUGUUGCGCGCGGGUGAUGUUGAGAGCAACCCUGGGCCCAAAACCACCCGCUCGGAAGCCUUUUUAGACAUUGAAUCUUUACCUACAGACCCCACUGAACAGAUGAAAGUUAUUUUUCACUUGCUAAAGGACGUACACACCCGUUCGCUGCAUAGUUCUAAAACACAAACGGAAUUGGCAACUGACGUUAAAGCUAUUAAAACCGGACAGAAAUCAAUUGAAACCAAAAUCACAGCGAUUCAAAACCGUUUAGAUGAGCUAGAGGAAAAUUAUAAAAGGUUAGAUGAACUCAGCCAGGAUAUUGCCACCAUUCACACUCAAAUAGACGAACUUUCUGCACUGGCCACCACUUUGCAAUCACGGCAGGAUGAUCUUGACGACCGGUCACGGCGUAACAAUUUAAUUUUCUAUGGCAUCCCAGAUUCCGAUGAAACCUGGCAGGCGACUGAGGAAAAACUGACUUCUAUCCUUAGUGCGUGCCUAACUGACCCCCUUUCCCCUCACGAAAUUGAACGCGCACACCGUUUAGGAAGAUUCGCACCUAACCAGUGUCGCCCUAUCAUUGCAAAAUUUUUGAACUUCAAAACUAAAGACCUAAUACUCGCCAAACGCAACAGCCUGAAGGAAUGUAAGGUCACCAUUAGUGAAGAUUACUCGGUCGCAACACGUCUAGCACGAAAAAAGUUGCUCGACUUAGCGAAAAUCCAACCUGGAUCCCCAACCCAUAAGUUGCGCCACAACAAGUUAAUUAUGAACAAGAAAUCUUACAUGUACGACCCUAUCACUGCCACUGUCAUUUCCACUGAUACGAAAAGCGCACACGCCAGCUCACCCUCUGCUACUAUCUCUGCUAAUACUUCCUAG